AUGGACGACAUUGUCUCCAUCCUUGGCUGCCAGAUUCAAAACUUCCCGUUAAGUAUUGUCACCGGCGGCACAGCGACGACCACUACCGAUGGUGAUAUCUCUGAACCUGAUGAUGGCAAGAAAGGAUCUCAGAUUUCGAUGGCCCAACCACUAGAACCAAACCAUGGGGAGCAGUCUAGGGAAGUCACCAUCGCCCAACCCUCGCUCACCAUGGCAAUUCGGGAGGAACACUUUGCCUCUCCGAGCAUCAAGGCGCCGAGCUCUGCUCACCUAGAGUUUCACCCGUCAAGGGAGGCACCUGGGUCGUUAGACCACGGCAAGCGAACUUCUCACCGGGGUGCUGAUUUCGGGGCAGUGUACACCAUCACCCCGGAACCGGCCCCGGUCACAGGUGCAACACCAACUCCCCCCAAAUCCACCCAUGUUCUACUUCAUACUUAUGACUCUGGGCACUAUGAUCGGCUACACUACUCACAUUACCCACCCCUCACACCCUUUCCUGAAGUUGAAUUCCAUAAGUUUGAUGGCUCUAACCCACGUUUGUGGAUUAAACAUUGUGAAACAUACUUUGAUGUCUAUCAAACUAAUCCAAGUCUUUGGGUUCGUUUAGCUACCAUGCGUCUUGUGGGUUUUGCAGCACUUUGGUUUCAGACUAUGCCAACUACCAUCAGUAAAAUGUCAUGGGAAUCCUUUGUUGUAGCUCUCUAUAAUAGGUUUGACAAAGAUCAACACAAUCACCUGUUGUGCCAUUUCUUUCAUAUUAAGCAAACCACUACAGUCUCUGAAUAUGUCGAACAAUUCAGUGACAUUGUCCAUCAGUUAUUAGCCCAUGAUCCAUCUUUUCCUGCUACUGUUAUUACAAACCGCUUUCUUGAUGGCCUUAAAAAGGAUGUACGUGCGGUGGUUAUGAUGCACAGACCUCAAGAUUUAGAUACUGCUAGCUCUUUGGCCUUUGUGCAGGAAGAAGCUUCUCAAGACCAACCUAUCAGGCGAUCUGAAUUGGGAUCUUACUCAAAGAGAAACAAUCAAGACUCUAUCAAAGCACCUUUUGCAACAUCUUCUAAUUUUGCAAGAGUUGUCAAAGAGAAGAAGCCACCUGAUCUUGGCAAGACCAAGCAUACAGGGGAGGAUAAAUUGACUGCCUUGAAGAAUUAUCAAAGAUCCAAAGGCUUGUGUUUCAAAUGUAGAGAAAAAUGGGGACCCAACCAUAAGUGUCCUUCUAUCUCUCUCAAUGCUAUAGAAGACAUCUGGAGAUGUAUUGCUGAUCAUGAAGAUCUAGUACCUACAACAAAAGCUGUAGAAUCUGACUCAGGAGAUGAUCUGAUGGCUAUAUCUAUACAAGCUCUGAAUGGCAUUGAAGGCUCUAAAACAAUCAGACUGAGAGGUUACCUCCAAGGAAAAGAAAUAUUUAUGUUGAUUGAUUCUGGAAGCUCAAAUAGUUUUGUCAGUGAUCUGGUUGCAGCUAAUGUUUCUCCAUGGCAACCACUAUCUCAAUCAGUAACUGUCAGAGUAGAUAAUGGAGAGUUGCUCGCCUUUGACAAGAUAGACUCCAUAUUAUAUUUGGUACAAAUUCAAGCAAUGGAACCUGCUGCACCUCCGGAACCAUCAUUACCUCUGGAUCUUCAACACUUGCUGGAUCAAUUCAAGUCAGUUUUCGAGCCUCCAACCACACUUCCACCUUCACGGUUGGGCGACCACUCCAUUCCACUAUUAGAUGGUGCUCAACCAUUUUGCCUCAGACCUUAUCACUACAACCCCGCCCAGAAGACAGAAAUAGAGAAUCAGAUAGCUGACAUGCUCCAGAAGGGAUGGAUUCAAGCUAGUACAAGCCCUUAUUCGUCUCCUGUCUUACUGUUAUCUUAUCUGGGCCACAUUGUCAGUGGACAAGGUGUCGCCACAGAUCCCUCAAAGAUAGCUUCUAUUCAAGAAUGGCCACAACCAGAGAACAUAAAGGAGUUACAUAGUUUUUUAGGCAUGGUGGGAUAUUACAGAAGAUUUCUUUCACAGUUUGGGCUUCUGUGCAAACCUCUAACCAACUUGUUGAAAAAGGGAACCCUGUUCGUGUGGACAUCAGAAACCGAAGCUGCUUUUUAG
Messenger RNA from Miscanthus lutarioriparius, 2094 nucleotides. The record is from the annotation of a GenBank genome assembly. NCBI's taxonomy places the organism in Eukaryota, Viridiplantae, Streptophyta, Magnoliopsida, Poales, Poaceae.